AAUAACAAACAAACGCAUCCCGAUCUCAAAUCCUUCUCUUGUUACUAUGUCAAACACACCUUCACAAACCACAACCCUGGCCCUUGGACAUGCUCAAGGGUCAUUUCUUCUCCCAGUAGGCAGUAGCCAGCAAAUUCUUUGGGCCUUUGAAUUUUUCUGCUUAUUUUAAAAAGAAAGAAAACAAAAAAUUGUUGUUCUUCUUUUAGUAUAAAAGGAAAUCCAAAGUAUCAUCAGGUACAUCAGAUUCUUUGCUUUCGCUUUCGCAGAUUGAUUGUUGGAGAGAAUUCAGAGGCAAGUGUUGUUAAUGGCAGAACGUGGGUUUCUCUUGGCUUCACUUCUUCUCUUCUGUUGCUUGGCAGGAACUUGUUAUGGAAUUGUUCUCUUCUCUUCUCUGCCAAGAACCCUUGUAGUCACCGCUUCACCCAGUCAAGGACAAGUUCUGGUUGGUGGUGAAGAUAAAAUUACUGUAACAUGGGGUGUGAACCAGAGCCUACCAGCUGGGACUGACUCUGCCUACAAGACCAUAAAAGUGAAGUUUUGCUACGCGCCCAUCAGCCAGGUCGACCGCACGUGGAGGAAGACGGUGGACAACAUAGGCAAGGACAAGACCUGCCAGUUCCAGAUCGUUGCUAAACCCUACGAUGCGUCGAACAAAACGGUCCAGAGCUUCGAGUUGACCGUGGAGCGUGACGUGCCCUCUGCCACGUACUUCGUACGCGCCUAUGCUUACAACUCUGAGAAUGUUGAGGUGGGUUAUGGUCAAACGACUGACGCCCACAAGACCACCAACUUGUUCGAGGUCCAGUCAAUCACUGGACGCCACGUGUCGCUCGAUAUUGCCGCGGUUUGCUUCAGCGCUUUCUCGGUUGUGUCCUUGCUUGGGUUCUUUGUUGCUGAGAAGAGAAGGGCAAAACGGUCUCAGUAGAAUUGAAAGAGAAAUGUGCUUUGGCCCUGGCCCGUAGUCAAAUUAUAGCAGUAGUUUGUACGGUGUCGUAUUUGUUUUCCUAAAUGGAACUAUGGGGUGUGGGUUUGGGGAAGGCUUUAUCUAGGGUUUGUAAUAAUUGGUAGUUGAAACAUUAUCAUAUGGACAUGUUUGGCCAACAUGAUCAAAGUAGUGGCUAGAAUAUGUUAUGUCUUGCUUAUUUGGAUGAAAUAUUGAUAAACUUAUAACUUUUUUACA
This is a messenger RNA of Corylus avellana, 1180 nucleotides long. RefSeq names its product high-affinity nitrate transporter-like protein. The record is from RefSeq and is a predicted model, not a curated record. Gene Ontology annotation, biological process: response to nitrate; nitrate transmembrane transport. Gene Ontology annotation, molecular function: nitrate transmembrane transporter activity. Gene Ontology annotation, cellular component: plasma membrane. Lineage: Eukaryota; Viridiplantae; Streptophyta; Magnoliopsida; Fagales; Betulaceae.